Molecule: messenger RNA, 1095 nt
Organism: Schistocerca serialis cubense
Lineage: Eukaryota; Metazoa; Arthropoda; Insecta; Orthoptera; Acrididae
Exons: 6
Coding region: 127-939 (270 amino acids)
Source: RefSeq, a predicted model, not a curated record
CAGAUUCCCGCGGCCCGCCGAUGAAUUUGAUAUGAAUGGCAGUUGUUGUGUUUUAACUAUUUGACGUAAAUAAUUAUGGUUAGGAACUUUUUUGACGUAAAUUGUGUUUUCUGAUAUAAUUUGGAUAUGGAUAGCAAAUGGACAGACACUAAAAAAAGUGUAAACAAGAAUUUGGAAGACCUGAAGAAAGAGUUAGAGGGUAAAUGGAAGCUGUUGCCUCCUUCAGAAGAACUCAAGAGUACGGCACACGACAGGUUUUUGACAGGGCUGAAGAAUUACAUGCAAAAUUACCUGAAAGAAGAAGAAGAACUGUUAACAGAGCAUCAGAUAAAAGUUUUACGAGAAGAUGUAGAGAAAAUGUGGGCUCUGUGUUGUUAUACAGAUACACAGAAAGAAGAGUUCCCAGAGUAUAAUGUACCUGUUGUGUCUGAAACAAUCCUGGACAAACAUAGAAAGUAUCUUGCUACAUUGGAAGUAUUGUAUAAAAACAAUGAGUUGGUAUUCAGUUCAGCAAAGAAGUAUUUUGACCUCUGGCAUCAUGUGCAGGAUCUUGAGAAACAGUUAAGUGACCCUACUCGACUUUUCACUAAUCGAGGUGCACUGCUCCUUAAAAAUGAAAAGGAUCGCAAGGAUGGAAAAAAGGAAUUAAUUCGCUUGGAGGGAGAGCUGACAAGACUGGCAAAACAGCAUGAAGAAAAGUACGGGAAUCAACUUUUGAUACAUGGAGAAACAGUUAUAUCAUGGUUGCAAAAAUUUAAGCCAGAAUCUUUUCCAGGAUCAACUUGCAAAUCUAGGGUUCGCCCUUGGCACAAUGGGAUGUCAAGCCAAACAUCUACGGCAAAAAAGAGGCCAUGCACCACAGACUCUACUAUCAGCAAUGGGCCUGCACCAGCUAAACAAUGCAAGCGCUCCCUACAUGGGAAAGUGAAUGGUUUUUAAGUCUUUUAAUGACGAUUUACAUGUACAAUUAUUGUAACUGCUGAGCUUCAUCAGCUUCAUCGUUUUAUUCUGUACUGAGUCAUUUUAAGUCACUGUGUACAAAACAUAGAUUAUUUAGAACUGUUUAUAUUAAAGUAAAUGUGUAGUUUUAACUCA